Molecule: messenger RNA, 1686 nt
Organism: Lachnellula hyalina
Lineage: Eukaryota; Fungi; Ascomycota; Leotiomycetes; Helotiales; Lachnaceae
Exons: 2
Coding region: 1-1686 (561 amino acids)
Source: RefSeq, a predicted model, not a curated record
AUGAUGAUGUUGAAGCCGAGCCGAGAUGCAGAAAAUAUUCCCCCCAACCCCAACCUCCAAGCUCAAAGCUCCCCCACCAAAACAUCGACAUCCCUCUACCUUCAUGUGAUAUGGAGUCAGAAUACACCCGCCUCCAUAUCACCCCCCUCAACCCCACCCCUCCUCGCCACCAUUCUCCCACCCUCAGUCCUCCCCAACGCCCGCAACAUCUCCUACCACACAAUCGAGACCUUCCCUGAAAAAGCCUACGGCUACGUCGAACUCCCCAUCAUGGAUGCCGAGAAGAUCAAAAAGAAGCUCAAUGGCUCCAUCCUUAAAGGAACGAAAAUCCGCAUCGAGAAGGCAAGGCCGGAUAAAGAACCACCCAUAGCAGAAGAGCCAGAACAAGCCAAGAAGAAGCCGAAGAAGCGCAAGAGGGACAGCACCAUACCCGGUGUGGAUAUCGGAGAACGCAGUGUGAAGCGGGGAUGGACUGUUCCGGGGAAACCAGAUAAGGACAAGAAGAAGAUCAAAUCGAAAUAUACUACGGGUUCGGAAUGUCUUUUCAAAACAGUCGUUCCUCCUAAUGUUGCGGCGAAUGCGAAGUCUAUGGAUGGAAAAACGGACAAGAAACACAGGAAGGCCGGGAAGGAGGCACUUGUGCAUGAAUUUUCGAAGAGUACCAAGUAUGCGACGUUCUUGAGAGAUAAUGCCGUUGCGGGUGGCUCCAAGGCUGUAGAGUUUGUGGAGGGCAAGGGGUGGGUAGACGAAGAGGGGAAUGUGCUUGAGGAGGUCAAGAAGUCUCAGAAGACGCCAAAGGUAGAAUCGAAAGUACUGGUUGCAGAGAGGGCAUCAAAGGACGAUAAAGAUGAGAGUUCAUCAGAAGAGGAAUCGGAUCACGACAAUACGGUUUCAACCUCGAAAGUACCCACCAAGCCAGCCCAGGACGAGAGCAGCGACGAAAGUUCCUCUGAAGAAGAAAUAACUUCUCCAUCCGCAUCAGCUCCUACGCUAGUCCCGCAGGCAGCAGAGGAAGACACAGAAACAUCCACAUCCGGCUCUUCGUCCUCAGAAUCCGACUCCGAGUCCGACUCUUCAGAAUCCUCAGAAUCCUCAGAAUCAGAAUCCGCCCUACAACCUUCCCCCCGCCCCUUGUCCCGCCCACAAUCAUCUUCCGGCCCUCCCAUCAGUCUAAGCAUCAAGAUCCCCUCAGCAAUAUCGACUCCUGCCCACACCGUCCAUCCCUUAGAAGCGCUCUACAAAAAGCCCAAGCCAGAUGACGGAGUUGCGCCUGAGCCAGAUGUACCGUCCUUCAAUUUCUUUGGCGCUGAUGGCGAUGUGGAUGAGGAAAUGGACGAAGUCCCAAAUCAGGUGCCAUUAACGCCUUUUACACAACGCGAUUUCGAAUACCGCGGGAUGCGAAGCGCGGCACCAACGCCCGAUACUGCACAUCCUAACAAACGAUUUGUCUGGCCCACUGAAAAUUCCGACGACGAGGAUGAUGAUGUACCGACUUCGCCGAUUCGUAAAGGAUCGAGUAGCAAGGAAGGGGAAAAGAAGGAGGGUGCGAGUGCAGAGAGCGAUUUCCAGAAAUGGUUUUAUGAAAAUAGGGGCGACACGAGUAGGGCGUGGAAGAAGAGGCGGAGAACUGUGGCGAAGGAGAAGAGACAUAGGGAGAAUCGGAAGAGGGGUGAGAGAGCUGCUUAG